AUGAUGGCACAUCGAGGAAUUCUCGAGUCAGAGCGCGUCGAGGAGCUUUUCAAGAGGAUUCUACUCAAACCACUGCCGCUUCUCCUCCGUAAUACGUUUUCGGUAAACGAUUCUUGAAGACCUAUUCAUUUGUUGAGUUUUUCAGCUUCCUAUUCUUAUUCACUGAGAAAAAUAUCUUGUUGGAAACAUCUGAUAAGGUUUAUAACUCCAUAAUCGAGAACACAAAUUUGAGCAACUCGUAUUCUUAGUCUUACAAAAGAGGGUUGUUCUUCUCACAGUUAGGCUCAUAAAUUAUUUCUAAGAUGCAGUUUUUUUUUUUUUUGAAUUUUUCUAGAAGGAAUCUUUUUCAAAGUGGUUGAUACUUACACCUGGGUCGUUGCCUACUUUAAGCGGCAUUUUCAUGCAUUUCUUUGUUGAUUUAAAUUCACAAUUUAAGAUAAACAGGUGUGAUUUGCAUCUGAAGAACCUAUUUUCAAUAAGUAGUCUAAUCGUGAGAUUGUACUAUUACUCGGUUUGAUUUUUAAAAAAAGAUAAGAAUUAGUGGAACCAGUUUUCCACAUUCGCGUUUUUCAUGAAAGUCUCAUACGAAAUCUUUGAUUCCGAAACUUUCAACGCGCCCUGUUCAAGAUAAGAUGCAGCAUAACUCCUCUCUGGCUUCCCAAAAAUAGAAGCGCUUUAUGUAUUUUAUGGGCUUCCCAGAACCUGCAAUCCUCAACCUUUCAAACUUUCUCCCCAGUGUCUUUGCACUCGACCCAUAAAAUGAACGCAGUUGGCGGAAAUAAUAAGAAAAACUGACUGGCUAGGUGAAGGCAGUUGUCGGCUAGCCUCUUUCAUUCUUGUCAUCAACAAGGCGCAUGUCUUGUGGUCACUUACGUCGACAACUCUGCAAGCAAUCAUGAGUAUCUAUGAGUGGACUGAGCGUUCGUCCGUCUCUGAUGGCUAGAAAAUAUCCAGCCAAUUUCAAUUGAACAUUUGUUGAGAAUGACCAAAUACAAGGAGGUCAUUUUGCCUUGCGGUUGGGGAUUCCCUGAAAAUUGACUAGAACACUCACUGAUGUACCAAAUGAAGAUUCUGGGAAUCUCCACUUCUCAGUUAAUAGGACUAGAUGUUUUGGGCUCUGAGCCCUCAUUUUUCGAAAACUUUUGAUUAGUGAAGAUUGAAACUCUCAGGAUCUUUUUCUGGUACUUCAAUAAGUGUUCAGACCGAUUUUCGAAAAAAAUAACAGCGGUCAGGUAGAAUGAGCUCCUUCGUUAGGGUAAAAAGUUGAAGUCAUUCAAGAAAAGUAUUUUUACUUCAAACUCGCAGCUUUUACCUUGAUUAGAAUUGCAAAGUUUGACAGAUUGAAAAUCCUCAAAUUUUCGAAAUAAGUUUUUUUUUUUUGAACGACCCCCCUGCACAACAUUCAGGCUUUGCAACUUAUUCAACUAAAUAUUAAAUUCCUAAAAGAAAUAUAUGAAUAACCUUCUUUGAGGGGCAAACAAAAGAGCAGGUGCCAGCAAGCCCAUAAGAGGAGCCGCUGACUGUUGAGUCGAGCCCUCAUUUUCGAGUAGCUGGUACUUUUGAUCAGUCAUAAUACUACAUGUUUGGAGUAAUAUAGAAGACGAGACUAAAACGAGGCCUGAACUAGCGGUUGCAAGAAGCGCGGAGAAGGAGGGUCGGCGUUUUGGUGCUUCGUCUAGGAUUACCGCCGAUCCAUCCGAUGGGCAUUCGAGUUUGUCAUUUGCGCUUUCGGACUCCGGGCUUUUUUCAACCAGAUUUUUGUUGCUCGCUCAGCUCAAAACGCUCGUAAACGUAGUCUACUUCAAUAAAUCUCUCAUAUCACUUUCACGAAAAAAAAACUUUGUUUCGUGCUUGGGAAUGUUCCGAAAAUGUUUGGUCGUUGGUUGAGAAAUUCAUAAAAAAAAUUUACAAGAGUGUAUUCGUUGCAAAUAAAAAUAUAUCACAUUUGAUUUUGCCUUUCGAUAUUGUUAAAACGCUUCAGAAGAACUUGUUUCAUUUAGAAUCAAGAGACUUCAGAUUAUAUGUUUUACCGAGUUCCUUUCCUGCUACAAUAAAUUAUUUACUUGUGGAAAUUUCACUCAAAAAAUUUUUCACUGGUGCAACCUCUUGAUAAUUGUGAAAAAAGUUGGUUUAUUCAAUCUCAUCGCCGUUUUCUCCUAUUCAGAAGCAUUCGUCCAAAAAUUAUCCAGAUCAAGACUUCCUAAACUUUUAUUAAUAUUAACCUCAGAGCAUUUCGCCAAAACUCAUUUUGAUCAGAAGUUUUCUGGUGCUCAAGUUAUAGGAUAGUUUACUACUGUUCUUUGCAAAUCCUUCAAAAAAAAACUCUCCAUCGAAAAACAGCUGUAGACGAGAAGAAACAUGAAACCGUGAGAACUCUACCAUAUGAAAUCAAGCUGGCUGUGUUAAUUUCUAUUUCUUCAGAAAUCGUUGUUCAAAGCUCAAAAAAAUUUUUUUAUAGGCUAUUGAUUAAAAAAAGUUGUUUAUUCGGGGAAUUUCUGUCAACUCGAAAGUUUUUUUAAAAAGAAAGUCACUCAUUUUAUUCAAAUAAUAUAAAUAAGAAACAGUUGCUCAUCAGAAAUGGCGAUUUUUACAUAAAAAUAAAGUUGUUUUCGCACGUUUUUUUAUUUUUAAAAUCAAAAAAAUGCAUAACUUUUUUUCAGUUUUCAAUUUUUUUAGAACGUUUCACUUAAUAAAAUUUGCCAGAACUUCUGCUCUUAAACUACAAAGAACAACGAAUUGAACAAUUUGAAACUAACAUCUGAGAUGUACGAUCCGCAUCGCAACCGCCCAUGUCGAAGUUGCGGAAUGCCGUGCAUCAAGGAAAAUAUUUUCGACAAAUAGAAAGCAUUUAUUUGAAUCGAGUGAACUUUACACCAGUUAUCUGCUCAAAGACAUACUGACGCUAGAAAAGGAAGUCUACUCCGAUUACAUUCCCAGGCGCAGAGCCACGAAUUCUCAAUGUUUCAUCUUGUAUAAGCUCCAAAUGCGGCAAGACCGUCAGGUUCGAGGAAAAUGAUUAUCUUCAGAACGAAAAAACCGCUGAUUCUUAUAUUUUUCUGUUCGGAUAAAAAAAGGUUUUUAUUGAGGUCCGAUUUCAAAAUUCGCAUUUGACUUUGCAGGAACUGAAAAGUUAUAGUUUAUACAUAUUUGAGCAAGUUCCAGUUUUAAAGUUUCCAACUUUUCUCGAAAGAAAAUUGAGUAGGAAAUAUUUUUGUAUUUGAAUCUUUGAAAAUUUUUUGAAUUAAAGCUUCAAAGUUUCAAUAUACUCAAAAUCUCAGUGAUUAGUUAUUCCAAUGCACUUUUUUUCGGUACAUGAUCCUCUUCUUUACUUUUUUUUUCGUAUUUGAUUCCAGUGAGUAAAUUUAUGAUCAUUAUUAACCGGGUCAGCCAUCGCAGUCAAUAUAAAAAUUGAUAAAACUGAUUAAAAAAGGAAUCGAUUUUUCAACUAACUGUCUUUUUGGUAAAGAAAAAAUCGUUGAGCUCAUCAUCGGUUAUCAAAAAUGGUAGGAAAGAAAACUGUUCAGAAAGAAACCUUCUGCGAUGGGGGCUGGAGAACUUGCGCUCCUCGUCAAUGCAGCUGGAGAAGCUGGUAGACGGGGAUAAGGUCCCGGCGACUUCGAAGGAAGACGACGGUGCUGUUGGCUUCGCGCCGCCCAGCAACGAUGCUCUCCGCGCUGCCUGA
This is a messenger RNA of Caenorhabditis auriculariae, 3682 nucleotides long. Lineage: Eukaryota; Metazoa; Nematoda; Chromadorea; Rhabditida; Rhabditidae. The record is from the annotation of a GenBank genome assembly.